GAAUCUGGUUGAAAUAUAAAACCGUUCGUAAACAAGUAAGCUGUUGAUUCUUUGCCAUCUACCAGUCCACGCGCGGUAUACGUGCUCAUUCUGUGUUCACAUACUCAAAUUAAUAAAAAAGUUUUUGACAAAAAAGUUUUGAUUGAAAUAAUGACUUCGUACACUGACAAAGGAAGAAAACCAGAAAAUGGAAGAUUUCUCGCAUUUGAUCACCUUACUUUCUGGGUGUCAAACGCAAAACAGGCGGCCAGUUACUAUGUGACGCGUUUCGGCUUCGAAAGCCUCGCCUACAGCGGGCUUGAGACGGGCUCUAGGAAAAUUGUCUCUCACGCUGUUAGAAUGAAUAAGAUAAUAUUCGUAUUCCAAGCUCAAUACGAACCUGAAGAGACCGAGUUUACGAAUGAAGUGGCGUAUCACGGGGACUUUGUAAAAGACGUCGCCUUCCAAGUGGAGAACUUGGAUUACAUCGUGGAAUACGCACGGAAGCAAGGCGCCGAGAUCGUGAGGGACAUAUGGGAAGAGUCUGAUCAGUACGGUACAGUCAGAAGGGCAACUUUGAAGACGUACGGCGACAACACUCACACUUUGGUAGAUAGAACGAAUUACAGAGGUCCAUUCUUACCUGGUUACGUGCCAUCACCGCCUGAUCCUAUACAUAAAUUCUUGCCAAAAGUAGAAAUCAACUUUAUAGACCACGUGGUAGGAAAUCAACCUGAUAACGAGAUGGAGACGGCUGCAUCUUGGUACGAGAGGUGUCUACAAUUUCACAGAUUCUGGUCCGUCGAUGAUAAGCAAGUCUGCACUGAGUAUUCAGCGUUACGGUCAGUGGUGAUGGCAAAUUGGGAGGAGAACGUGAAGAUGCCCAUUAACGAACCCGCGGUCGGCAAAAAGAAGAGCCAGAUCCAGGAGUACGUGGAGUACCACGGGGGAGCUGGAGUACAGCACAUAGCUAUUAACACUGAAGACAUUAUAACGACAAUUCAGAACCUACGCGCCCGUGGUGUGGAAUUUCUCACUAUUCCUUCAAAAUACUAUAAGCUCAUACGAGAAAACUUAUCCCGCAGUAAAGUGAGGGUGGCCGAAAGUAUUGAUAUAUUGGAGCGUCUGAACAUCCUUAUAGACUACGACGAUAAUGGAUACCUGUUACAGAUAUUUACCAAGAAUACCCAAGAUCGACCCACCUUGUUUUUGGAGGUUAUACAGAGGCGAAAUCAUAAUGGAUUCGGAGCUGGCAACUUUAAAACAUUGUUCGAAUCGAUAGAAUUAGAACAAGACAGACGUGGCAACUUGUGAAUUAGACAAAAUAAUAAAUUUUAGUACUAUUUUUGUAUAAUAUUGGAACAUUAAUAAUAAUAUUAUAUACUUACUAACAAAUAAAAGACAUACUAAAUCUUCGUUUUAA
Molecule: messenger RNA, 1402 nt
Organism: Galleria mellonella (greater wax moth)
Lineage: Eukaryota; Metazoa; Arthropoda; Insecta; Lepidoptera; Pyralidae
Product: 4-hydroxyphenylpyruvate dioxygenase-like
Exons: 9
Coding region: 151-1293 (380 amino acids)
Biological process (GO): L-tyrosine catabolic process
Cellular component (GO): endoplasmic reticulum membrane; Golgi membrane
Molecular function (GO): 4-hydroxyphenylpyruvate dioxygenase activity
Source: RefSeq, a predicted model, not a curated record